This is a messenger RNA of Penaeus vannamei (Pacific white shrimp), 2124 nucleotides long. The record is from RefSeq and is a predicted model, not a curated record. Lineage: Eukaryota; Metazoa; Arthropoda; Malacostraca; Decapoda; Penaeidae.
AUGAAUCAAGCCCGGGCAAGACGAAUCAAGCCCGGGCAAAACGAACAAGCCGAAUCAAGCCGGGCAGACGAAUCAAGCCGAUCGAGCCGCGAAUCAAGCCCGGCAAGCGGAAUCAAGCCCGGGCAAGACGAAUCAAGCCGUGGCAAAACGAAUCAAACGAAUCAAGCCCCGGGCAAGACGAAUCAAGCCCGGGCCAAUCAAGCCCGGCAAGACGAAUCAAGCCGAAUCAAGCCCGGCAAGACGAAUCAAGCCGAAUCAAGCAAGACGAAUCAAGCCCGGGCAAAAACGAAUCAAGCCCGGGCCGAAUCAAAAGACGAAUCAAGCCCGGGCAAGCGAAUCAAGCCCGGGAAUCAAGCCGAAUCAAGCCCGGGCAAAACGAAUCAAAAGCCGAAAUCAAAGCCCGGGCAAGACGAAUCACGAAUUGCCGAAUCAAGCCCGGGCAAGACGAAUCAAGCCGAAUCAAGCCCGGGCAAGACGAAUCAAAGCCCGGGGCCGAAUCAAGCCCGGGCAAGCGAAUCAAGCCGAAUCAAGCCCGGGCAAACGAAUCAACGAAUCAAGCCCGGGCAAGACGAAAGCCGAAUCAAGCCCGGGGGCAAGCAAGCCGAAUCGAAUCAAGCCGAAUCAAGCCCGGGCAAGACGAAUCAAGCCGAAUCAAGCCCGGGACGAUCAAGCCGAAUCAAGCCCGGGCAAAAACGAAUCAAGGGAAUUCAAGCCGAAUUCAAGCCCGGGCAAGCCGAAUCAAGCCCGGGCAAGCGAAUCAGACGACGAAUCAAGCCGAUCAAGCCGAAUCAAGCCCGGGCAAGCCGAAUCAAGCCGGGCAAGACGAAUCAAGCCCGGCAAGCCCGGGCAAGCCGAUCAAAGCCCGAAGAACGAAUCAAGCCGAAUCAAGCCCGGGCAAAGACGAAUCAUGCCGAAUCAAGCCGAAUCAAGCCGGGCAACGAAUCAAGCCCGGAAAGCCGAAUCAAGCCGGGCAAGACGAAUCAAGCCGAAUCAAGCCCCGGGCAAGGACGAAUCAGCCGAAUCAAGCAAGCCGAAUCAAGCCCGGGCAAGACGGAAUCAUGCCGAAUCGCCCGGGCAAAUCGAAUCAAGCCGAAUCAAGCCCGGGCAAGGACGACAUCAAGCCGAACAAGCCCGGGCAAGACGAAUCAUGCCGAAUCAAGCCCGGGCAACGAAUCAAGCCGAAUCAAGCCGGCAAGGACGAAUCAAGCCGAAAUCAAGCCCGGGCAAGGAAUCAAGCCCGGGCAAGACGAAUCAUCGAAUCAGCCCGGGCAAGCCGAAUCAAGCCCGGGCAAGACGAAUCAAGCCGAAUCAAGCCCGGGCAAGACGAAUCAAGCCGAAUCAAGCCCGGGCAAAACGAAUCAAGCCCGGGCAAGACGAAUCAAGCCGAAUCAAGCCGGGCAAGCCGAAUCAAGCCCGGGCAAGACGAAUCAUGCCGAAUCAAGCCGGGCCGAAUCAAGCCCCAAGCCGCAAGCCGGGCAAGACGAAUCAAGCCGAAUCAAGCCCGGGCAAGACGAAAUCAAGCCGAAUCAAGCCCGGGGCAAGACGAAUUCAAGCCGAAUCAAGCCGGCAAGACGAAUCAAGCCGAAUUCAAGCCGGGCAAGACGAAUCAAGCCGAAUCAAGCCCGGGCAAGACGAAUCAAGCGAAUCAAGCCGGCAAGCGAAUCAAGCCGAAUCAAGCCGGACAAGCCGAAUCAAGCCCGGCAAGACGAAUCAAGCCCGGGCAAGACGAAUCAAGCCGAAUCAAGGGCAAGCGAAUUCAAGCCCGGGCAAGACGAAUCAAGCCCGCAAGACGAAUCAAGCCCGGGCAAGACGAAUCAAGCCCCGGGCAAGACGAAGCCGAAUCAAGCCGGGCAAGCCGAAUUCAAGCCCGGGCAAGCCGAAUCAGCCGGCAAGCCUCAAGCCCGGGCAAGCGAAUCAAGCCCGGGCAAGCCGAAUCAAGCCCGGGCAAGCCGAAUCAAGCCCGGGCAAGCCGAAUCAAGCCCGGGAAUCAAAAGCGAAUCAAGCCCAAGCCCGGGCAAGCCGAAUCAAGCCCGGGCAAGACGAAUCAAGCCGAAUCAAGCCCGGGCAAGCCGAAUUCAAGCCGAAUCAAGCCCGGGCAAGACGAAUCAGGGAGGUCGAUUCUAA